Porites evermanni is the source of this 1863-nucleotide messenger RNA. The record is from the annotation of a GenBank genome assembly. NCBI's taxonomy places the organism in Eukaryota, Metazoa, Cnidaria, Anthozoa, Scleractinia, Poritidae.
AUGGAUUUCGACGAAUACCAGGAAAGCAAGAAACGGUAAGAAAACGGACACAUAUAUACUUUGUUCACUUUUAAAAGGUUUCCGUUAAAAUUAUCACACCAUCUUCGAUUAAUAAAUCGUUAGCAGGAUCUCUGACCAGACAUUUUGCUGGGUAAAUUUUAAGCCAUCUGUGUGGCAUCUUCUGAAAUUUAAGGGUUCGUUAGCUGGAUAAUCAAUAAAUGCGAUCGAAACUGCAUCAAGUUCCUUUCCCGCGGCAAAAGUUAAAGCAUAACUUUCGAUCUCUUGAUCUCUUACGCUUCAAAAAAUAGUAGUUCAGCCUUAUAUACUCAGUAUAACCAAAAUGUCCAGCUUGUAUCACUCAAAUAUCGGGCUGACUGUUAAUAAAAUAAUUUUGAUUGGUAGAAUCUAUCAAGGCGAAUUUGAAACAUGGACAUAUUAAGCACGAUCAGCUAGUAACUUACUCAAUAUACAAAGGAUCGUCCACGCUGGAAGAUUUUUAAUAUUCUUACUUGAAAGUUUCACUUCAUACCAUUUAUGAGAAGCCGAAUAGAUCGUGUCGGAGAACGCAACAUAUAAGUUCUGUCCGAAGACUUUAAUGAUUGGCCGCAUACAUUGGAAAUAAAAAUUUAUCUCUUUGAGAGCCUUUGAUUCUUAUGAGGCAAAUAAAUUGACGUUUUGAAAGUUUGGAGUGCAUAGAGGGCCAUGAUCAGUUUUUAGGAAACUUUCUCCCACACGUUGUCUAUAUUUUCUGUAUUGUCGAUCAAUUACAGGAAAUGCACAGGAGAAAUGAUCUCCAAAUUCACCUAUUUUUUUGUUAUUGCAUUGUUUGUGUAUUGUUCCUUUGAACUUAAAGUUGUUAAACUUUUCAAAGAGAAAGUGUGAAAUAUAUGAAUUCAGGAAGAAUAGCUGGCUUUGAAUUCCGAUACAGAAAAACGAAUUUCCCGCCAUCUUUCAUACCAAUGGUGCAAUUAGAAGCGCGAACUCCUCUAUUUUAAAGUCUUCUUUGCUUCUAACUUUUUCAAGUCUCCUGAAAAUUACCUAACAAAACAAAAAAAAGUAAAUAAUACCAUAGUUUAACCAUGGUUUUGAAAUUUUUUAAAACUGUGACUUUUUUUGAUUACUUUUUUCAGAAGAAUGUCCAAUACUGAUCGUGUUGCGGAAAAAGAAAGAAGACUUAACGCAAACAUGAUUGAAAGAAGAAGAAUGCAGAACAUUAAUUCCGGUUUCACAAGUUUGAAAAGACUACUUCCACCGACAGAUAAGAAGCUGACGAAGGCAGCCAUUCUGCAGCAAGCUGUACAACAUAUUCUGCGUCUACAGCGGACUGUUGUACAAGUCCAGGAGAACAAUAAUGCUUUGCGACAAAACUUAGCCGAAGAAAGAAAGCAACGCCUUGCUCUAAGAAAACAGUGCGAUGCUUUCGUCACGGAGAAUUAUGCGAGACAGGAAUGUUGCAGAGGCCUUUUCUGUUCUCACAUGCAAAUUAAACUCCCUUCUACUCCCCCAGAAGAUUUUAGCGACAGGACAAUGAGCCGCUGGCCACUAAUGUCGUGUAACAAGUUGGAUGUUACACUUGGAGAAUACAAGAAUACAACGUUUGAUGGUUUCAGUUGCCAGGAUACGAGGCAAUGGCCUAGAGUACCAGUGAUACGGGAAAACACAUGGGAGGUACAUGAGAGCAAAGAAAUGUACCCAGCUGACAGUGCUGGAACCUGCAAAGAAGAGCCUUCGCCUGCGUCCCAAGAAUCCAGCGGUUUGUCUUUGUCACGUGAGUUUUCAGAAUCAGCUGUAUAUCAGCAGAGAGCUUGGGCAAAUAACUUGCAUUGCAUUGUGGAUGCAAUUAAUUUGAUUGAAAAAGAAUGA